UCUCCGUCUCACGCUGCUCAGUGCUGGUACCUGCAUCGCCCACUGUCUGCUUCAAUCGCCCAAUCUCCGGCUGCUCCCCACCGUCUGCGCGCGGAUAGAAGCAUUCAGGCGUCCUUGGCUCCACAUUCACUCACCGCGAGGCCUACAUUGGCAUUCCACACGUGCGAUACCCAGGCUGCUCGCGGCUCGGGUUUGCAAUUCGACAGUCUGCUGCCCAGCGGCGUCGCCAUGGCUGCGAUCCGGGGUUUAGUGCUUGCUGGAGCCUUGAUCGCACUCUCGACCGCCCCUUCCUCUUACGGCGCGCCAACCCUCUUACCUCUCUCGAGCGCGCGGUCCAUGCUUCUUGCUCGUGUACUGAAGUGGGUCUUGGCCGGCUGUCUCGUUCUCGAGAUCAACAGCCUUCUCAAUGCGUGGGCCGAGAAUCGCUGGAUGUUGACCAACGACAAGAGCUCCUGGCAGUGGGACAAGGAAUUCGCCGUUGUCACUGGAGGCUCGCAUGGCAUUGGCGCUGCCGUGGUGAACCAGCUCACCUCGCAUGGCGUAAAGGUCGCCGUUCUCGACAUCCAGCCGUUGUCCGAAGCUGUCCAGAAUGAUGGCAGCCUGGUCUCAUUCUACCAAUGCGAUCUCACUUCACGAGACGCUGUCCACGAGGCUGCUGCUGCAUUGCGCUCGGACCAUGGUUCUCCCUCCAUCUUGAUCAACAAUGCUGGGAUAGGUAACUCGAGCUGCAUUCUCGAUCUCUCGCCAAAACUUCUACAAACCCUGAUAGGACUCAAUCUGGUCAGCCACUGGUACACGGUGCAAGAGUUCCUUCCAGAUAUGAUUGCUAAGAAGAAAGGCCAUGUAAUGGCUACCUCCAGCAUGGCCGGUUUCGUCGGCUUAGCAGGCGGUGGAGACUACGCUGCAACAAAAGCUGGCCUGAUAGCUUUUCACGAGAGUUUGACCCAAGAGUUAAAACAUCGAUACAAAUGUCCACAGAUCAAAACAUCCAUUGUAUACCCCUAUUGGACCAGGACACGCUUGAACGCCACGAUACAAAAACGCCUUGGCGGGAUGUUGAAAGAACCUGAGGACAUUGCAAAGAUCAUGGUAGACCACAUUAUUGCGGCCAAGAGCGGCCAAUUGGUCCUUGGUCCAAAGCUUGCACCACUCUUGCGCGGAACGCCAAUAUGGCUGCAGGAGCUCGUACGCGACAGUCAGGCUCACAUCGUCACUGGAGAUGCGACAAGCGCCGUAUUGAAAAGUUCUUGAUUGAGGACAAGACAGCCACAGCGCGAGCCUUGAAACUAGAAUGUGGAGGAAACGCGGACCCCUGUCGUGAACGAAAUGGUCUUGCACGCUUGCUGGCUCUUA
Paraphaeosphaeria sporulosa is the source of this 1353-nucleotide messenger RNA. RefSeq names its product NAD(P)-binding protein. NCBI's taxonomy places the organism in Eukaryota, Fungi, Ascomycota, Dothideomycetes, Pleosporales, Didymosphaeriaceae. The coding region runs from base 229 to 1251 and encodes 340 amino acids. The record is from RefSeq and is a predicted model, not a curated record. The transcript has 2 exons. Gene Ontology annotation, molecular function: oxidoreductase activity, acting on the CH-OH group of donors, NAD or NADP as acceptor.